AUGUGGGAUUAUGAUAGUGUUAUAACAAAAACCGUCAUCACACCAAUCGUGUGUUGCACAUUCAAUUCGACCGAAAUGGUCAAAGGUGGCACAAGCCUGAAGCGUGCCCUGUGGCCGCUGUUCAUUGUGUCGAAACUAUUCGGCAUUUGUCCAUUUUCUAUUCGCCAUGAACGGGUUAGCUAUUUGGGAACGAUUGUGUCCAUCGUUAUGCUGGCUUCCUAUUGUUCGUUUCAUUUUAUCAGUGCGUCAGACGAAUUAACCGACAACAGCAGCGAAACGAAUUUCGUAACUAUGGCCAUUAAUUCGUUCAAUCGAUAUUCCGGAAUCGUAAGUCUUUUCGUAAUAGCGGUCAUGGGUAUCGUCCAUCAGAAGGAGAUAUUAAAUGCUCUUCAAAUCAUGCACUCCAUCGAUGGUAUAUUUCGAAAGGAAGUGAACAUUGAAAUUGAUGAUUCGAUAUAUUCAAGAAACAUUAAGAUUGGCUUGGUGUCGAUAAUCGCUGCAAUUUCGGUAUUAGAAUACUUCAAUUGCUUGAUGUUCAUUCAAUCUUAUGCGCCAUUCAAUGAAUACUGUCUGACAAUCUGUUUGGUUCCAUUCGUCGUCACAUGUAUUACAGAAAUUCAAUUUAUCGCCUACAUGCAGCUGCUCAAAAAUCGUCUCGAAUUAAUUAACAAUUUUUUCGGACAAUUUCGUGGCGAUGCUGGAAAAUCUGCGAAAACAAAUAUCAGAAAAUCACCGGACCCAUCCCCAUUAACUACUAAAAUAUUUACGGUCAACAAGGUUGGGGACAAAUUAAAAAUUUUAUCAUCACAAAAGAAUGGGUUCAAUGGACUUGGUACGAAUGUAAUUAUAAUGGAAAAUUGUGGUAAAACAGUUGGUAAACAAUGGACAGACAAUCUUCAGCUGAACAGGAAAUUAUUCACCGAAAAAAUAAUGAAACUUCAGAUAAUCUACAACAAAAUGGAAAAGUUUCUAGUGCAAAUACGAUCCGGUUAUUCCAUUCAAAUUAUUACCGUAUUUACGGUUAAAUUUAGCAUUAUAACAUCGAUGCUGUAUGCUUGCUGUAUGAUUCUGAUCAAAUCUGUGUCUACACAAAUACUAACUGAUGAUGAUCGUGAACAAUUAAUUAGCUCAUCAAUGUGGAUUAGCCUUAUGUUGCUGGAGAUGUUUUCGUUAUGUUAUGUAUGUCACAGUAUGGAAACUGAGGCAAGACAGAUAGGAUGUAAUAUUCAUCACUUUGGCAGAGAAAUCAUAUAUCACGAGUGCAAAUUGCAGGUGAAAGCAUUUUCAUUUGAACUGUUACAUAAUCGUAUAGAGUUUAGACCAUUGGGACUGUACAAGUUAAAUCUUGAAUUUCUGUACAACCUAUUUGGAGCGAUAUCAGCCUAUCUAAUAAUACUAAUCCAGUUCGAUAUGGCACAGCAUAUAGUGACAGCCACAAGCCAGAAGCUUUAGAAACACAGAGUUCUGUUUAUUGAUAAACGCACGUUGAAUGAUUAAAAAUGAACUAUGA
Messenger RNA from Bradysia coprophila, 1510 nucleotides. RefSeq names its product gustatory receptor for bitter taste 66a-like. Gene Ontology annotation, cellular component: neuronal cell body; axon; membrane. Gene Ontology annotation, biological process: male courtship behavior; chemosensory behavior; sensory perception of taste. The record is from RefSeq and is a predicted model, not a curated record. NCBI's taxonomy places the organism in Eukaryota, Metazoa, Arthropoda, Insecta, Diptera, Sciaridae.